AACUCUGUUCGUUUCAUGUUGGAAGUAUAUGGAAAAAUUAAACUGAGCUCAAACUUAGAUUAGCAUUGGAGAAAACGAGCAUCACAGUCUCUCUGACUCCGUUGACACCGAAGUGAUAAGAAGUCCUGCAACUAAAUAUUAACUACGUUUACACGGAAAUAAGAGAGCGUGUAAAUAAAGACCCGCCCGUUUUAUUGCAUUGCAAUGCUACCAACCUGAUCUGUCCCACCAAUUUCUAUCCUUUACAUUCUGAAGGGUUCUUCAUAAGCCCGGUGUCAUCGUAACAAACAACACUGUGUGGACUGUGGUGGUGUAGUGCACGGUGCGUAUUGUGAGCUUCUAUCGAAAAGCUCGUUUCCGUAAUAAGUGCUCUCAAGAAUCCGAAAAUAGAGAGUGUCAAAUAAAUGAUUUUGAAGUCAAAGACCGACCAUGGCUACAAGAAAUUUGACAGAACCUUUCAUUCUCAUGAGAAACAAUGCACUUCAAAGCAAACACAUAUACGCCGAACAGAAUCUGUCGGAUCGUAUGGCAUUGGUUAGUGGAGAAAAUGCAGCAUCGGAUAACGUGGAGCUUAAAGGAAUAAACUUGGGAGAUUCAGAACCUCCUGUUUGGAUAGACGCAUUAGAAGAAACUCAGUACAUUCUUAGCCGCUUACGAACCAAGCUCGAUACUUUAACGGAGCUUCAUGCAAAACAACUUACAAGGCCGACAUUGGACGACACAUCUCAGGAAGAACGGCAGAUGGAAAAACUGACACGGGAAAUAGGACGAGCUUUCUCCAAUGGUUAUCGCCAAGUACAGACGAUCAAAUCUUCGGCAAGACACGAGACAAGAGCAGCGGAACGUCAGUUGGGCAUGAGCGCUGUUUUAGCUCUUUCGUCAGCCCUGCAAGACUUGAGCAUUCUGUAUAGAACGGCGCAGAGCAAUUACCUGCAACAAAUGAAUUCUCGUGAGGAGAGAAAUAGACAAUUUUUCACGGACAAUGGAAACCUCAUGCUAAGUGCGGAUACGGAUUCUUGGCUGACCGAACCUUCCUUCAGCCAAAGCGAUGAAAACUUUUGGCAAAGCGGAGCGCAAACACAAAAAUCUGUACUCUUACAAAUCGAAGAGACUGAGGAAGCCACGAGACAAGCUAUGGAACGAGAGCAAGAGGUUGGCCAUAUUGUUAGAAGUAUAUCGGACCUCAAUCAUAUUUUCAAGGAUCUAGCUACAAUGGUGCACGAUCAGGGCAGCAUACUUGACCGUAUCGAUUACAAUAUCGAGCAGACUCAGGGUCAAGUACAAGAAGGUUAUAAGCAACUUAAAAAAGCCGAUUCAUACCAAAAAACCAGUAGAAAAAUGUACUGCAUCCUAAUACUUGCAGCAUCAAUAAUAUUUCUUAGUUUUUUAUUUAUUGUUUUCAAAACUUAACGGCGAGAGUCCAAAUUCCUUGGAACUUCCUUACAUUCGAUUGAUUUAAUACUACUACGGAGAAUACAAGACGAAAAAAUAAUCAUGAAUAUUUAAGAAAAAUUUGGCCAAGUGAUUAGUCUUGGAUCGUAAAUUAACGUUCGGCGACCUAAUUUAAAUAAAACGUUAACACAAAUCAUCACAUGUGAUUUGUUCGAUGAAUUGUAAAAUCUACAUCACUGUUAGGCUAAAACUGGUGUCACGACGCUUACAAUGCGCGCAAUUGCAUUCGUCGCAAUUCGCCCACAAGCCUCUGACAUUAGAAAAUCGACUAGCUAGAAUAUCUGUUUGAAACUGUGUUCUUGAAAUUAUUAUGUAUGUAUCAAAUUAAUGUUUACCGUUUAAUGUACAAUUGUUGAAUGAUUAUAAAUUAUAAUGACUCGAUUCUCAA
Venturia canescens is the source of this 1840-nucleotide messenger RNA. RefSeq names its product syntaxin 16 (gene Syx16). The coding region runs from base 430 to 1410 and encodes 326 amino acids. Lineage: Eukaryota; Metazoa; Arthropoda; Insecta; Hymenoptera; Ichneumonidae. Gene Ontology annotation, molecular function: SNARE binding; SNAP receptor activity. Gene Ontology annotation, cellular component: endomembrane system; membrane; SNARE complex. The transcript has 5 exons. Gene Ontology annotation, biological process: vesicle-mediated transport; vesicle fusion; intracellular protein transport. The record is from RefSeq and is a predicted model, not a curated record.